AUGAGUUUCUUUGUCGUUCCUUCGGUUUCAUAUCAAACCCAGCAGAAACUUAAAAAGCAGAAAGGCAAAGAUCGCAAGAAAAACGAGUUGGACAGUGAUAGUGACAAGGAUGUGGAUCCAGAUAGGGAUAAUAAGGAUCAUAGGUAUCUGAUAGCGAGCCGUUUGCACAAUAAUGAUUCCACUACAAGCUCUACUUCGAAACGAAGUAAAUUAAAAGCAGGAUGGAGUUUAUUCAGUGGUGGUGGUAAUCAUUCUAAUAGCAGCAAUAGCAGUAGUAGCUUAUCACAAAGAGGCUUUUCAACAGGUUCAAAACUGGCAGACACAGAUAGCGAUUCUAAAUCAAUUAUGUCGAGUCACUCAACUAUGAUUUCAGGUAUGGAAACCUUGACUCAUUCACUAGUAGAUGAGAAUGAAUCGCCAUAUCCACAUCCACAUCCACACCCACAUCCAAAUCCAAAUCUACAUUUACAUCCACAUCCACAGCCGCCACAGGCGCCUCCAGUGUCAUUGAAUCUACCGACAUCUUUGGAAAGCCCAACGAACGCCCAUACUCAUCAUCCCCACACCCACCACAACAACAACGACCAAACAAGCAAUACUCACCAAGAACAAGUACACGAGUCACAUAAGCCCCAUCACGCAAUUACACCAACAGCAGCGCAGUUGGUCUUUAAUCCCGAGGAUGUCGUUAGGGAAGAAGACACGCCAUUGAAAAUAGCAACAACGUAUGGUAAAACAAUACCUCCGGAUUCAUUCAAACAGUUUCAAGUAAACCGAGCUGCUACAAUACCUCUAGUAGCAGCAACAACAUCAGCAACAGCAACUUCACCAGGACCGCCAGCCUCAGUAUCACUGGUUCCUUCCACCGGCUCCUCGAUGUCUUCAAAUCCCUUUCGAUCGUCACAGUCUUCUAUAACACCAAUAACUCCCUUGACUACACUGCAAACAGCCAACAGUUCGUCCGGUAUCACUACAUCGCCAACGCAAUCUCAUGGUCAACCUCAGUCUCAAUCUCAAGCACAAGGACAAGCACAAGCACAAUCUCCAGGAAGUCACUAUUUACUGAAUCAACUAUUUCAUAGGAACUCAUCGAAUACUUCAUUUCAUGGCAAUCAAAAUUUACUCACAAUGGACAAUCUCAAAGAGUCUUCAGCAAAGUUCAAGAAAAUAUCCUCAUUUUUAACCUCAUCUAACCACCAAAAGAGGAAAGAUAGUACAUUCCUAUCCCCUGGAGGACCAGACCACAUUUCCCCAAACGUAGAAUCCCCAGGUGGUGAUCGGCAUCCGUCUUUCGACUCUUAUUUUCCUGAUAUAUCACCCAUGAAGAAGAAGAACAAUGAUAACAAUAACAGCAACAAGAUUCCUGCCUUCAAACCAGUGUUAGAUCUAAGUGCUUAUAAUACACCAGAAGGUAUCCAAGAACAAUUUCUUUCCCCACCUUACCAAAUCUUUAGGUAUAAUAACUUUCUCAAAAUCAUGAGUGAAUACCACACAAGCGAUGCAUUAAAUUUUGCCAAAAUUCGUGUACAUUCAUUAUACAAAUUCAUUAUGAGACAAAAGAGAGGCAAGAUCUUGAUUGAAUCAAAUGGGAUGUUUAGUAAUGAAAACUAUACGUCAUUGUCUACUACUGAGGCUGUUCUUGCAUAUAUGCUUUAUUCUAAAGCACGAUCAUUUAUAAGAACACUUGUAUGUCAUAAAUCCGAAAAUCAAAGCUUAUUAAACCAUGAAGAAUUAGUCCAGUGUAAUUUUAUCAACUAUGUACGGUAUUUGAUAAAAUUACCUACUGUUGAAGAAAGUGAUGUGUUGACUGAUGUGGAAAAGAAGCAUUAUGAAUAUAAGGCUAUGUUUGAUACUAUCGCUACCGCGUUAUACAAUUUCAGAAAAGACGAAGAGCUUACAUACAAUGAUGAACCGGAACAAGCAGUGAAGUCCAAAUUAUUAAUAGAAAGCAUUACCAAGUUGUCAUAUGAAUAUAUUCUUUUGGAGAAAUAUAGAUUGGAUAUGGUUACGAAAUUGCACAAGAACCAUUUACUUUCUCAGGGACACUUGGUAAAGUUAUUCAAUCAGUAUAAAGCACAUGUUAGAGGGUACCUGCGAGAAAAUAUAAAAGUGUUUAUCUAUAACUCGACUCAAUCCUUACAAUAUGGAUGGUACCUUGCGGUGACUAUCCCAUUUAUACGAUUUGUUGAAUCACACGUUUAUAAUGAGGAUCCCCAAUUGAUUACUGAUUAUGAUGAAUACAUAAAACAGUUAUUAGAUACAAAUUCUCCAAAACAAGAUUUCAAAAAAUCAGACAUUGAACUAUUUGAAUCGUAUUUUAAGAAACUUGGUCUUGUAUCUUAUCAACAAUUUAAUAGCAUGACGAUGGAUAAAUUGGUGAAACUAAGUAAACAAAUUAAGGAUCAAUCAGUACACCCAUUCACUGGUUUUCGAAAUAAACCAACAUCCUCCCCCUCCUUCUCAUCAUCACAAACACAAUAUUCUACUUCUUCUUUUUCUUCUCCUCCUCCUCCACCACCACCAUCACCUUUUCCCCAGACAUCUAAUUUCAGUACAAAGCCAACCAAUAUAGAAUAUUAUCCCCAUGGAAUGUCCCUGAUCUCCUCAAAUACAUUCGACUUAAUCCAUUCUCGUGAUUUAGCAAUGCAAAUUACCCAAAAUACUUAUCGUACUAUAAUCCGAGAAUUCCAUAGGAUACUUAAGCCGGGUGCAUCGUUCAUAUACGAUGCAAUUCAUAUGGGUUCCAGGUCACCAGAAACCUUAAAAUCAAAGUUUUCUGGUAAAUUAUUCCCCGAAAUUCCAUAUGACGAAAACAACCCUAGUAUAAAUGAUAAGAUAACAUUUGGCAUUAUGCAAAAUUUUCCACAACUAAUGCCACAUUUCCUAGAAACUUUACUUUGUGAACUUGAGGUUGUUUUCGGAAAAGGGAAUGUUAAAUACAGUGUUGUCUUAUUAUCACUGCAUCUUGAUGUAAACAAUUUCUUGAUUAAAUUUGUUGGAUUGAAAUUGUUUGAGUUGGUUGGAGAAACUGAUGAGUAUGUAAGGUUUUUCGAACUGGUUUUCGAUGACGAUGAUCUGAAUAUUAUGUCGAAGGUAGUUCAUAUUAUUGACUUGGAGAGCGGGAACUUGAGGUCCCUUACCAAUGCCAUUAAAAAGGUUGAUAGUGAUUGUACUAUAAGAUUUAUUCACAAUGAACAAGAGUUUAUUGAGCAAGAUCCCUAUAUCACCAAGCUUAUUUUCCCUGGAGUUGGUAAUUAUGGUCAUUUCGUUACCCAAAUUUAUGCGCGUAAUUUGGAUAAACAUAUUAUGAGAUACAUUGCAGCUGAUCGUGCUCUAAUGGGAAUUUGUGUUGGAUUACAGGCAUUUGUGCUGGCAUCUGAAGAAAGUCCUAAUGCAAAGGGAUUAGGCGUAUUAGAUUUAAAGUUGAAGAAAUUUAACACCGAUGAUCCUAUUUACAGGGCAAAAGGAAUUAAGAAAGCUGUGCCACAUAUUGGAUGGAAUAGUAUUGAGAGGAUAACUAUUGGCAAAGACAAAGAAAUUUCACCCAAUGUUUCAUUAUUCAAUUUAAAUUUGCAAAACAAGUACUAUUUUGUUCACUCAUAUGCUGCAAUUAUUGAUGGGGAAAAUGAAAACGAGCUCAACUCGUUAAGGAAACAAGGCUGGAAUUUUGCAUUGGCAAAGUAUGGUUCUGAACAGUUCAUUGCAGCAAUUAACAAGGGUAACCUUUUUGCUACACAAUUUCAUCCUGAAAAAUCAGGUAUUGCAGGGUUGAAAAUUGUAAAAAGCUUUUUAGAUGGUGAGCAGUUUCCUCAGUUGAAUCAAUCUAGUGUUCAAACACAACCAAAAGGUAUAGAGAAAACAAUGAGUAGGUUAACCAGGCGAAUUAUUGCGUGUUUGGAUGUGAGAACAAACGAUGCUGGCGAUUUAGUUGUUACCAAAGGUGAUCAAUAUAAUGUACGGGAAACUUGUACCACUGCCAAUUCGCAAGAAGAUAAUAGCACCGGUCCACAAGUUAGAAACUUGGGUAAGCCGGUAGAAUUAGCUACAAAGUACUAUUUGCAAGGUGCAGAUGAAAUCACCUUUUUGAACAUCACUUCUUUUAGAAACUCGCCUUUAAAGGACUUGCCAAUGUUGCAAGUGCUACAGAAGGCUGCUGAAUCUAUAUUUGUUCCACUUACAGUUGGUGGAGGAAUCAAAGAGAUGCAAGAUCCAGAAACUCACCAAGUAGUUCCUGCUGUUCAAGUUGCUGAUUUGUAUUUCCGUUCCGGGGCAGAUAAGGUGAGUAUUGGUUCUGAUGCAGUACGUAUUGCUGAGGAAUACUACGCUAACAACAAGCAGAAACAAGGCACAUCGGCCAUCGAAACUAUUUCCAAAACUUUUGGAAACCAAGCGGUUGUCAUUUCAGUUGACCCUAAGCGGAAAUAUGUUGCAUCGCCCAAAAGUUGCCCAAUGGCAACGAUAAAAAUCACCAAUGAGUCAAAGUAUGGACCUAAUGGCGAACAAUAUUGCUAUUACCAAGUUACCUCUCAAGGUGGUAGGAAAUUCCAUGAUUUAGGGGCACUAGAACUUUGUUUGGCAUGCGAGGAUUUGGGUGCUGGAGAAAUCUUGCUAAAUUCAAUCGACCACGAUGGAUCCAACUCCGGUUUCAAUUUGGAGCUAUUAAAUCAAAUCAAAUCUCAAGUAUCAAUCCCGGUAAUUGCAAGUUCUGGUGCUGGAAACCCCAAGCAUUUCCAACAAGUAUUUGAGAUGGAAUGUGGAAUCGAUGCGGCUUUAGGUGCUGGAUUGUUUCAUCGUGGCGAAUAUACUGUUAAUCAAGUCAAACGGUUUUUGCAAGAUGAAGCGAAAAUGGACGUGCGAUUGGAUGAUACUGUUGAAGCAAGAGCUUUAGAGAGACUACAAAGAAAGCGAGAUCCUGUAGUUUCUAGCACACAACAAGACCGUGUUUUACUGAAACGACCUGCAUCGCAAAUUCUAGACCCUUCUGCAGGACUUAAGUCAAAGUUUGUCCAGUUUGAACAGGAUGGGUCAGUUAAAAGGUCCAAAACCGCUGAGCAAAUAGAACAUGUCGAGCAGAAUAGAUUAAAAGCGAUAGAGAUUCAAAAUAGGCUACGAAAGGAGAAAGAAGGGAAGCCUGAUACUAAUGCAGUUGUGAGCAUGGACAAUAUUCGACUUAACCAAAAUAAACAAGAUUUUUCGUUUGACAGCAAGAGGAGCAGAUAUCAGCCACCUUCGAUUAACAAGAAAGAUUAUAUUGAGUACGAUUUUGCCACGAUGCAGGACUCUAGAGGUGGAUUUAUCAGUGAUGACACGAAAAUACGGCAUGAUGAAGAAACAUUACAAGAAUGGAAAGAGAAACAAAAAGAGCUUGAACGAAUUAAAAAUGCGCCACCUCCAGCAGAUAUAGAGAAUGUUCCACGAUGUUACGAAUGCAAGUCUGUUGAUAUUGAUUUGAACUUGUAUACGAAUUUUCGAAAAGUACGUGCCUGUAGAGCAUGUAUCAAGAAAAUGCCCGAGAAGUACUCAUUAUUAGUCAAAACCGAAUGUAAAGAAGACUAUCUUUUAACGGAACCGGAAUUGCAAGAUGAGUCAUUAUUGCCGAGGAUAGAAAAACCCAAUCCUCAUGGAUAUAGUAGAAUGCAGUUGUUUUUACGAUUUCAAGUUGAAGAAUUUGCAUGGCGCAAAUGGGGGUCGCCCGAAGGGUUAGAUUUGGAGUGGGAGCGGCGUGAAAAGAACAAAUUGAAGAGGAAGGAGAAAAGGUACCAAGAUGCAUUAAGGGAGAUGAGGAAAAAGACUAGAGCUGAGGAGUAUACGAGGAAAUUGAGAGAUGGUAAAUCGUUAAAUGAGAGACAUGUACAUCACUGGUCUGCCGGUGUCACUAUUGGGGAGAACUUGAUACGGAAAAGGUGUAUCGAUUGUGGUAUUGAGCUGGAGGAUGUGAUAAUCACCGACACUAGCGAGCGAAGCGAGAGAGACUAG
Lodderomyces oxycetoniae is the source of this 5976-nucleotide messenger RNA. It is a transcript of the gene HIS7, whose product is annotated as imidazoleglycerol-phosphate synthase. The record is from RefSeq and is a predicted model, not a curated record. Lineage: Eukaryota; Fungi; Ascomycota; Pichiomycetes; Serinales; Debaryomycetaceae. The transcript is spliced from 3 exons. The coding region runs from base 1 to 5976 and encodes 1991 amino acids. Gene Ontology annotation, molecular function: damaged DNA binding; imidazoleglycerol-phosphate synthase activity. Gene Ontology annotation, biological process: nucleotide-excision repair; L-histidine biosynthetic process.